Molecule: messenger RNA, 1275 nt
Organism: Branchiostoma belcheri (Belcher's lancelet)
Lineage: Eukaryota; Metazoa; Chordata; Leptocardii; Amphioxiformes; Branchiostomatidae
Product: cysteine-rich motor neuron 1 protein-like
Exons: 5
Coding region: 113-1210 (365 amino acids)
Biological process (GO): negative regulation of BMP signaling pathway
Cellular component (GO): AMPA glutamate receptor complex
Molecular function (GO): protein binding
Source: RefSeq, a predicted model, not a curated record
GUUCACCAUCUGGUAAGUCUCACAUGCCAAAACACAGAGGCGAAUAUAUAGGUUUGGCAGUCUGGACACUUUUCAGUUCUACGAGUCACCGUUGAAAUAAAACUGUGACAGUAUGGUCCGUGUGUUGUUCCUACUGUCCGCAGUGCUGGCCGUUCCUGGCGUGCUGGCCAUGGUACAGCGUCAAGACGCAAAGUCUACUUCGCCGCGCCCGACCACAACACCCAUGACCACGACUCCAGAGCCAACCACUACUACCCCGAGCGGCUGUAUGGGCCAGGACGGACAGUUCCACGCACCAGGUUCUUCUUACCACCCUACAGGGGACAAGUGUUACACCUGUCAUUGUGACUUUGGCUUCGUCAACUGGUUCGACUGGUCCAGUACUGUCAGCGAAAACUGUCACUACACCGACUGCGCAUGUCCACCAUGCGUGGAUGACGUCAUUCCUCCCGACCAGUGCUGUCCAACUUGCCCUAACGGUCACAACUGUAACGCGAUGGGUACGGUGAUCCCGGCCGGUAGAGAUGUCCAGGUGAACGGCUACACCUGCCGCUGUCCCGACACCUCCGGGUUUCCGUUCGGUCGUCGAAAGCGGUCCACCGUCGAUCGGAGGGGGCUUCGGUACUUUUCGCCGGUCUUCGGCGACUGUACCCGAUUCCUGGAGGCCACCUGCUAUCGUCCGACGACAGUUCCUCCUACAACAACAGUACCAACUACAGUACCAACAACUACAACCCCGACAACAACAGAACCAAUCACAACCAUACCGCCUAGCAUAUGCGUUACAGACAACGGAGUCUACAACCCAGGCCAAACCUGGCAUCCAAACGGAGACCCGUGCCACACGUGCACGUGUGAGUUCAACUCGUGGCAGAGUACGGCUCAGGAGAUGUGUUAUUAUGCCGACUGCGCAUGCCCAUCGUGCGUUGAUGAGGUCAUUGACCCUGGUCAGUGCUGUCCAAGGUGUCCGAACGGUGACAACUGUAACGCGAUGGGUACGGUGAUCCCGGCCGGUAGAGAUGUCCAGGUGAACGGCCAGACCUGCCGCUGUCCUAGCACCUCGGACUAUCCGUUCGGCCGUCGCAAGCGGUCAGUUCGGAGGGGACUUCGGUACUUCUCGCCGAUCUUCGGCGACUGUGACCAGUACUUGGAGGCCACCUGCGAUCGUCCGACGACAGUUCCGUCAACCACAACAGUACGGCAACUCUGACAGGUUUUGGCAGGCAUUACAACCAUCCCGACUCCUACAACCAGACGUAACAGAUGGAUUUGGAA